UCCGGCCUCGUAUCAGAAGUUGGUUAAGGGCAAGUACGGUUUUGGUAAAUUAAUGAAUUUGUACAGUCCGACUAAAAUAAAAUCUCUAUCCAGGAACCCUCAAAAUAUUUAAGAUCAAUUUAGACGAACAGCUGAAAUGUCAUAAACAUGUGAUGCUGCGGGCGAAAUGCUGGAAGGUGGAAACAGAGUACGCGUAUAUUUGGAUUGUACAAGGACACAACUAUCACGUUAUACAAGAACUCUCUGCACACAAGGUCCUGUCCUUUGCAGGCAGAACAUGUACAACGACUGUGCCCGUUUCAACUCAAGGUACAGAAAUACAGAGAAGUUCACAUAACCUGGAAUCACAGUGGAAGAACUUAUUUAACAAAUUUAUUGGAUUAAUCCUGACUACAGUUUAGAAAUUUCAGAUUAGUAUUAUUCACUCCAAGUAAACAAGAUCUGCAUACAAUCUCUUUCCCAAAAAAUGGAGCAGCCAAGUGUUCAUCUUUGGGUAAAACAUGAAACCUUCAUUGUUGGGGUAUUGCAGAUCCCACCACCUUCAAAAUUCAGUAUGCACUACCUUCGAAAAAUGGCAACAUACGUUCGAACAAAGGGAGGAGAUGGUGGUUAUCCCAGACUUUCUUGGCCAAUGUGGAGGCACAUUGCUUGUGGAAAGUUGCAACUGGCUGAAUAUUUGGCUUGGCUGUAUUUUGAAACAUUUGACAGUCUUUUAGAGAGAAGUUCAGAAGAGAGACUGGAGUGGGCUGAGGCAGUAUCUCAUUGCAGGUCAGAAGAGGAAGUUGACAAACUGAAAAGUAAGCUGUCAGUAGACACACUGCAGUUUCUGCUGUUUCUGUACGUACAGCAGCUGAACAAAGUUUCUCUCCGAACAUCCUUGAUUGGUGAGGAAUGGCCAAGUCCCAGGUCGCGAUCACCUGAUCUAGAUGGUAAAUCUAAUUCUCAGAACAAGAAUAUGGAUGACCACAACCAUCUAGUAUUUGUUCUGAACCACUUGUCAGAAUUGCUGGAGCUUCUACUAGACCCUGAACAACUCACUGCUUCAAACAACACAACCCAUGACAGUAUGAUAUCUGUAGAAGCAGUGAAAGCAUUGAACUUUCUCAUUGAAGGAAGUGUUGGUCAGAAUGAAGUCAUUUAUCCUGUGCACGAAGUGGCUCUCUGGCAACCGGUUCUAGCCACAUCUGGCUACUCCAGACUCUCCAAGAUGUUCUGUUUCCGUAAACUACAGAGCUGGUUGAGAAGUGUGCUGGGACCAAAUCCAUUUGGUACUGCAGUCUGCUUCCGAAAAGGGAAGAAACUGGCGUGGGCACAGCAAGUUGAAGGUACGACAAAACGGGCAAAGAUUGCAUGCAAUAUUUAUACAGCACCUAAAGGCCACAAGGUGGUGGUAAUGACACAAGUAUACAAGCAAACCCUGGCUAAGAGCUCCGAUCAACUGGUUGGAGCUCAUGUUAAAAUUCAUCGCUGCAAUGACUGCUAUAUAUAUCUCUUAUCUCCUUUAAGGUCUGUCAGUAUUGAAAAUUGUCGAAAUACAACCUUUGUUCUCGGUCCUGUUCAAACAACCAUCCACAUCCAUAGCUGUGAUGAUGUGAAAGUAAUAGCUAUCUGCCAUAGACUUUCAGUCUCAUCAUCAUCAUCAUGCACUUUUCACUGUCUCACGCCCACCAACCCUCUAAUCAUGUCUGGAAACAUGAGCUUAACAUUUGCUCCAUACCAUACUUACUAUCCAAUGUUGGAGGAUCACAUGGCAAGGACAGGGAUAGCUACGAUCCCCAAUUACUGGAAUAAGCCAUUAUGCAUUGGUGUGGACAACAAUGAAAUGACCGUCUAUCAGCUGCUGUCCCCCAAAGAAUUUCAUCCUUUUGUGAUCCCAUUUGAAAUAGAGGGGGAUACGAUGGAGAUCCCUGGAGGACUACCACCACAAUAUGAAAAAGCUGUAAGACAGAGAGAGCAGAAGAUUCAGAAUUGGCAGAAGACUAUUAAGGAGGCCGGUCUUAGCAAAGAACAACGCAAGCUGUUUCAAAACCUAGUGGAGCAGGAGUUCUGUGAAUGGCUCGAUCAAACUGGACAUCGUCAGCAACUGGACAGUCUCAUCCCAGCACCUGCUUCCUCAAAACAAACUACAUGUUGAAGAUUAAGAAUUUAUUUGGGUGAUUAUACUCAUUGCUAUAAUUGAAACAAAUGUGAGCUCCUAUUAUUGCAUGUCUUUCAAAUAUACAUUUUUGUAGAUCUUUGUCAUUUCAAUUGCGGUUAAACUACACAUUUCACAAAGAUGUAAUACAAUAUAUUUUUGGUGCACAUUUGAGACAUUAGUGCCAUUAUUGUAUUUCAAAUAGUUUUACAUUAAGUUUUGUAACUGGGUCAACUGGGACAGUCUUAUAAUUAGAUUGUUUAUGAUACGUUUCACUUUUGUUCCUAAAACCAAUGUGUUUUUUAAGAGAUUCAUGCAAUAUAGUAUUAUACUUGGCCUGAAUGAAAAUUCAUUUUCCAUACAAGGAGCUUGACCCCUCGCUGGAUGUAGCUUUAAAGCCAGAGAGAUAGGGAAAUAAUCCCUAUUUGAGAUGUGUGUGUCUCUCUUAUCUUCUACCAUCACCAGCCUUCAACCUCCCAAAACAAAAUCUCUUUCUCAUUUCUGUUGUCAGGUUCAAAAGCUUUAACUGUGUUCUGACACGAUUGGGAUCUUUAAGAAAUUUUGAGAUGUAAUUCCUUAACCUUCUCAAGGGCAAUGAGGGAUAGACAAGAAAUGCUGGCUUAGCCAGCAAUGCCCACAUCCCACAAAUGAAUUGUUUUAAAAGAGUUUUUGGGCUGAAUAAAAGCUUUCAGUUCCACCUUGUGUUUGUCUUUUUUGUUUUAAGUCCAAGUGAUUUAAGAUCUCAAAUGAUUUAUCACUCCAAACUCUCUUACUACAAUAAGUGAUUUAAAGUUGCUGAUCCAACAGAGGAAACACCUUUGAAAUUAAAGAUUGUGAAAAUCAAAAUUGUUCAGUAAUUAUCUUUGAUUUAAACAUGACAUCCACUUUCCGGAGGUAUUAAAGUGUAACUGUUGAUUUGUUGCAGUGAUUUUGCCACUUUUGGGAAUAUUUGUAUUAUCCAUGAUGAGUAACAUUCUGUAAACAGUAUGGAAU
Molecule: messenger RNA, 3127 nt
Organism: Hemiscyllium ocellatum (epaulette shark)
Lineage: Eukaryota; Metazoa; Chordata; Chondrichthyes; Orectolobiformes; Hemiscylliidae
Gene: tbccd1
Product: TBCC domain containing 1
Exons: 9
Coding region: 467-2134 (555 amino acids)
Biological process (GO): maintenance of Golgi location; maintenance of centrosome location
Cellular component (GO): spindle pole centrosome
Source: RefSeq, a predicted model, not a curated record